This is a messenger RNA of Misgurnus anguillicaudatus (oriental weatherfish), 2428 nucleotides long. RefSeq names its product dehydrogenase/reductase SDR family member 11. The record is from RefSeq and is a predicted model, not a curated record. Lineage: Eukaryota; Metazoa; Chordata; Actinopteri; Cypriniformes; Cobitidae.
AGUCAAAAUCUCAGCUCUCUAUGUUGAGAGUAAUGAUGGAUCGCUGGAAAGGCAGAGUUGCUGUUGUUACUGGUGCUUCAGUGGGAAUCGGAGCUGCAAUAGCCAAAUCUCUUGUCCAGCAUGGCAUGAAAGUGGUUGGUUGUGCCAGAAACGUCGAACAAAUAGAGGAAUUGGCAUCAGAAUGUGUCAAAAGUGGAUUCAGUGGCACUCUGAUUCCAUACAAAUGUGAUCUGUCUGUAGAAGAAGAAAUCUUAUCCAUGUUCACCUGGAUCAAAGCUCAACAUCAUGGCGUUGACGUAUGCAUCAAUAACGCAGGCUUGGCUUUUCCAGAACCUCUAUUAAAUGGCAAAACCAGCAGCUGGAAGACUAUGUUGGAUGUGAAUGUGAUCGGAUUGUCAGUGUGUACCCGUGAGGCUUACCAGUCCAUGAAAGAAAGAAAUGUUGAUGACGGUCAUAUCAUUAACAUUAACAGCUUGUGUGGACACCGAGUCAUGCCCAGAGCUGACAUACACUUCUACACGGCAACCAAAUACGCUGUGACUGCACUUACAGAAGGUUUGCGACAAGAGCUACAGGAAACCAAGAGCCACAUACGUGUCACCAGUAUAUCUCCUGGUUUAGUGGAGACGAUGUUCACCCCUCGCCUCUACAGUCACAUGCCAGAAAUUGCUGUUGCUGCUUAUAAAUAUAUAAAGUGUCUACAGGCAGAUGAUAUAGCCAAUGCAGUGGUGUAUGUUUUAAGUGCUCCUGCUCAUGUUCGGAUUGGAGAACUUCAGGUGAUGCCUGUGGAACAGAUGUAUUCCUAACUUAACAGUUCAUCUACAAAAUAUUUCAGACAUUUUUGGCCAGGAAUUUCCAAUGUGUCCAACAGGUUUAGAAAUGAAUGGGUUCUAGGCAAAAUGAUAAAGAUAAAACUGUUUUUACUUGUAACAUCUGAUGUAAUCUUUAAAUAGUUUAAAGCGAUACUUCAGCAAAAAAAUGAAAUGAUUUACUCAAUCAAUGGACGUCAGAAGCCAAAAAAUGUGAUUGGGGCCAAAACUUUUCCUGGAGUAGAUGCCAUUUUCGUGCAUUCUGGUGCCUUUUAAUUAAACAACUACCUUUUUAGCCUAAAAUCUUUGUUAACCUUGUUGUGUCAUUGGAGCACAGCAGGUGAACGUAUCAAAAACAAUGGAUUGGAGUUUAAUUUAUAUGGACUCUAAAUGAGUCAAGUGGAAUGGAUUUGAGGAAGCAGCAGCAUGGAAGUCAAGGCUGUUGCUAAAACGCUGAAUGGAGUUUAAUUAACAUUUGACUGAUGGCGCUGACAGACAUAUGCGCUACAUUAAAGAAAAAGUGAGUGGGUCCAAUAUCAUUGGCAUGAAAAAGUGGGUGGGUUUUGUCCGAGAUACAUAUGUCUAUCAUCUUUCAGAAGAGCACAAUUUGAGUUAUUUCAGAAAAUGUCCUGGCUCUUCCAAGCUUUAAAAUGGUAGAAAACAGGGUCCACGACUAUAAACCCAAAAAGUGCAUUCUUAUUCGUGACUGGCAUUGUUUCGUUCUCCACCUUUGCAACUAUCACUAUGCUUCUUACGCUACGUCCUAUGCUGAAACUCUCAGGUGAAUGCGCAUUAGUUCGCUAAUGGAAGCUAGAUAUUUUUCUUACAAAAUUGCAUGAAUUACCCUCAUAAAGCCUUUAUUAACCCUGGAGCCGUGUGGAUUACUUCCUUAAGGACGGAUGCACGUUUUGAGGUUAAAGGGACAAUAAGUAGGAUUUACCCCUAGUGGUGAAAUUGUAUUUGCAUUCAAACGAAUAGUGCUCUCUAGCGCCUCGCUUUUCCAAAUGCGUGUUUCAACUACGGUAGCUGUUAUGCAAUCACUGAUUUUCUUGUCUGUUUCAGCUAGUUCAUGUGUUCUGAAUGAAAACGCAUUGUGGAAACGUGUUGGUAGGCUAGUGCUUUUUGUCCCUUUCUGCUAUUAUAGUUUAUCAGUAUGGCGAAACGACAUGAAAGCCUUCUUGGACUUACCGUUCAAUGUAAGUAAAGAGAAGAAAUUCUAAGCUUACAAAGAAAAGUCAGAUCACUGGCAGAGGUCAUUUAACACCAACAAGGACAUAUUUAUGAAUAAAGACAUUAAUUUUGAUUAAUAAAACACUUAAAAUCCUACUUACUGUCCCUUUAAAAGUCAUGGACUUUGUUUACUAUGGUUAUAAAGCUUGGAAGAGCAAGGACAUUAACUAAAAUAACUUGCAAAUGUCCACCAUCAUUUAUACAAACACAUUUUGUCUUGGAUGGCUUGAGGCUGAGUAAAUUAUGGGGUAAUUUUUAUUUUUUGCUGAAAUAUAUAGUUUAUCCUCUGUGUACAUCCUCUGAUAAUAAAAUUAAUGUUUUUUUCUCCGAUCUACACUUUACAAUUUUAUAUGUAGCCCAGUGAAUUAAAGGCUUUUAAACACUGUCAA